AUGGCUUCCAUUUCAUUACAUGAUGUAGGAAGACUUCGUCAGACGGAGGCAGUUUCUAAAUUGUCCCGGUUAAGUCCCACUUAUUUGAUGUUAUCAUCAGGCGUUUUCCUUAUUGCUUCUGUAAAUACUGAUAGUAAUCGAUGCAUUUUGGAACUUCUUGUGGAUGAUGAUGCUACUAAUAAUAAUAAUACUACUACUACUACUACAACGACUAAUAUGAUUGGUAAUAAUAGUAGUAGUAGUAGUAGUAGUAAUGCUAAUAGUACUGUUAAUGCUAAUGGUGUGAGUUCAACAUCAAGUAUGACAGCAGGAGAGAAAAAACGUUUGGAUUUUCUACGGACAUUAUUUCGUGUUCCUAGAACUUUAGAGGUUCUAGAGGAUGAAGGUGUCAUUACAAGUAUUGAACUGGUUCGUGAUUAUAGAAAACUUGAAGGAGGAAAAGAAUUAACGACAAGUAGAAAACGAACACUAGAAUCCCUCUAUGUUCAUCUCUUUAUUGGAACUUCUACUGGAACUGUAUUUAUAUGUAAUGCACUUCGAGCAACAAUAAUGGCAUUAGCACAAUUUCAAUAUCAUGGAUCUAUUGGACGAGAUCCUGUAGAAACUCCUCAGGGAAAUACAGGAAUGAGUCGUCAUGUUAAUGAAUCUGUUGUUCGUUUUGCUGUACAUUCUACUGGACCAGAAACUCGUCUUAAUGCUAAUAUUGCCCAAAGUACAGCUUCUAUGCCUAUGGAAACCCUUCACUCUAUUUAUAUUGUACAUAGUAAAGGACGAGUAGUUGUAUUGGAUCGAGUAGCACUGGAUGUAUUUCUUACUGUUGCUGAAGAACGUCUUGAUGGAAAACGACCCUAUUUUGUACUAGAGUGGUCUCCAGAUAGUAAUAUUAGUUCAUUCCCUACAGCUGGUCCGGCUGCACACUUUGCAUCUCAUGUAGAACAUGUUUUUAUAUUAUCAGAGAUUGGUGGAUAUUCUUCUAUAGAAUUACAAACAAUGCAUUCUACAGAAUUUAUUGGUGUGGAGCGUUGUAUUCGAGAUGCGGCUUUCUUUUUUAGUAAUAAAGGAGAUACGACGGCUAUUCUCCGUGAUGGUCCAAAGGCUUUGGAGUCUAUGCUUUUAUGUGGAGAAACUCCUGCACUUUCUAUGUAUACAUUUGAAAAUACACGUGCGGCGUUUUCUACACGACAAACCGUUAAAGCAUUAGUUUCUGUAAUUGGUGGAAUGGCUAAAAAAGUAUGGAGAGGUUCUUCUGAAACUGAAGUAGUGAUAAAACCUAAACAUCUUGCGAAAAAACCACAACUUGCAAAAGAUGCUUUCUUUGAAGCUGAUUUAGUAUUUAGUAUGGUUCAAGUAGAUCCUACUUCUCAAUGGGCUGCUUGUUAUAGUGAAAUGGCUGGACGAAUCUAUUUAUAUGAUUUAAUGGGAGGAGCAAUGUGGCGUGUGAUGAAAGGAUGUCGAGCUGCAGAGUUUCAAUGGCAUUUAACUACUAUUGGUGGAAAACGAAUGUUAUUACUUGUUAUUCAUCUUCCUCUUCGACAUGCUAUUGAAGUGUAUUCCUUACGAUUAGGUCAACGAGUGGCCGCACGACAUAUUCCAGAAGGAUCUAUUUUACUUCGUCCAGACUCUUCUUCCUUAUCUUCUUCUUAUUUCUCAGUUUUACUGUUAACACCUACUCGUCAUGUGAUGCAAUUACGAGUGGGAUUGAAUAAUAAUGAUGAAGGAGUGGGAAAUCUUGUUUCUUCCGUUAGUUUUCAUGAUUCUAUGUAUGAACCACCAUUACCUUCUAGAAAGAAACGAGAAAAAAAUUCUCCUAUGAUGCCAUGUGAUAUUAUAAAGAAAGUAUUUAAUCUUUCACUUCCUAUUCCUAUUACAGAUAAUAAUCUUUUUGAUAAAUAUUACUCUCAGAUGAAGGGAUUGGAAAAUAAUAUCAAAACGCAUUUCUCUCCUGGAGUUUCAGAUGAUCGAUGUCUUCCUAAAAAUGUGAGAAUAACAGCAGAAAGUAUACCACGUAAUUUAACAUCUGCUCAAUCUCUUAAUUUUGUAGAAUUACGACUUGCUUGUGUAACGAAUUAUCGUCGUGCACUCAUGAUGAGAUCCAAUGAUGAUGAAACACAACAACAACAAUUACUACAACAACAACAACAACAACAACUUUCUUUAUCAUCUGGUUCAUCCUUAUCUUCUUAUUAUAUGAUGCCUUUAUUUUCAAAAGAAGAUGGAAAAGUUAAUGGUUUACUAGAACAAGCCGUACAAGUAGCAGGAGAAGCCUUUUUAUCGGAUAAUUCUGUAUCUAUUUCCUCUCAACUUGGUGAUGUAUUAACCUCUAUUCAACGAUAUUUAAAAAUACAUAUUAAUUCCACAUUAAAUGAAAAAGAUGGAAAACUUUCUCCUAUUCCUCUUGAAGAGUUUUUAUCUUUUUUUCAUUGUUGUGGUUACAAAUUGGAGUUUUUACGUGAUGUGGUACGAGAAUAUGAUCAACAUAGUGAAGUGACACGUAAUAUUUGGGCUGAAAUUGGAGAUGUUUUCUUUGGAUCUGGACGUGGAAUUGGUUGUUUAUUACAGCAAUUAGAAGUAUUUAGUGCAUUAGGAUUUCAAACUUUGGAUGUUGGGAUUGUUGCAUUAUGUUGGCUUUCUCAUUCCUUUGUAUAUACACCAACAUUAAUUUGUAAUGCUCCUUUAUUACAUUUAGUUUUUUUAUUAAAAACGUGUAGUGAUGCUGCCUUUCUUAGUGGAAUUGAACAAAUUACGUUUUUAACAAAUAUGACGCCUCAUCAUUAUAAACGUACAGAAGCAUCUUUAUUAUUAAUGAUUCUCUGUAUUAUUAUCCGUCAACUCGUUAAACCUAUUGGUCAGAGUUAUCACAAACAUUGUUCCCAUUUACUUCAGCAACUUUUAUUAUUACGUACUCUUUUUAAUCAAUGUGAGAGUCAUAUUACACGAUAUACAUCUAUUUCUAUUAAACAUAGAUUUAAAAAGUUGCGAUUGGGUGAAUUACGUCUUUCUGAUGGGGGAGGUGAUACUCUAAAUAUAUGGUUUUUUAGACUCUUUGAUACUUCUCUGGCUUCUAUUUUUUCUGAAAACGUUAUGGGAAAUGAUGAACUUAAGAAAUCCUUGGCUGGAGUGGAUAUGGUGGUAUUAUUAAAAUUACUUUCUAUACGAGAAAGAGAAGAAGAAGAAGAAGGAAAAGAAAAGGAUCUUAAUUGGAGUCAGAAAACUCCUUGGUAUGAUGAUGGUACGUGGAAUCAUAAUACUUUUAAAUCUUUUGUAAUACAACCAUGCCUUACUUUUGUAGAUGAUUUUAAGAGAGAGAAUGAAGAUGGUAAAUCUAUUCAUCCUUCAUUAACUCCACCACAAUUAGCAGGUUUAUCUAUUAUAUUGAUAUCAUGUAUAAUAGUACUUGAACGAGAAUUAGUUCCACUUAGAGAUAAGACACUUUCAUUUUUGCAGAAUAAUACUAUUCCAGAUGCGAAUCUUUUUGAAGGAGGUGAUAUCUCUGUAACGAGUUCUAUACAACAUCCAAAAGGAAGUCGUUCGACACGUGAUUAUUUUAAUAGUUGUUAUGAAGUUUUGGAUUUUAUUCAAAUUAUCUGUCAUCAACUUAUAGGAUCUCCUGAUAAUUAUGAAUGUGGGAAAAUUAUAGAGAUUAUACAAAAAUUAUUAUCACAGGAUGAUGAUGCUGUUUUUUCACUUAUUCCUGUUAUGAUUCGUAAUCAACUAAAGAAGUUUAUGGAUUUACUUUCUAAUAGACCUGAAAUAUUACUACGACGUAUUCAAGAAGCCCGUUCAUUUGUUAAAACAAUUAUGUUUUUUGCCUUUACAGAAACAGGAUCUCGAGCAUCCAACUUAUCUUUAUUGCCUUCUCAACCACUUUCCAUUCCAUGGGAUUCGAUGUUUGAAAAGAGAGUUAUUAUGUUUUCUCUCUUACCAGAUUAUCAUCAUCAUCAUCAUCAUUCUAGUGAGUCGACUUUAGGAGAUAAAGUUAUGGAAUCCAGAAUGAAAGCACGUAGUACACUUUUAAAUUAUAUGGUCUUUAUAGAUCUAAUGAAUUCCCAUACAGAGAAAUCUUUUCAUUUAGCAGAAAGUUUAUCGAAAUCAUUAGGAUUAACAGAAUUUAUUCGUGAUAUGCCUCAACUUAUCCUUUUUGAUGCUGCUGCAAGACAACUUUUUCCUGGAAAUGAGUUAAAAAGACUUUUAAAUGGAAUAAAAAAUCGACAUUUAGCUGCUCGUAUAGCUGCAAUAGACUUUAAAAUUAUUAUUACCUGUUGUUUUAGAUAUUAUACGAAUGUUAAGAAGAAUACACCUAAAGAAAAUCGUUCGGAAUUACAACGUAUUGCAUUAAAACUUCAAAGUAUGGAUAGUGCCAUGUCUGAUGAUUGUCGUCUGUGGAUUCAUUCAGAUAAUGGUAUAAGAAGAGAUGCGGAUCUCUCAGGAGAUAUGGAGGAGAAGGAGAAGAAGGAUGAAGUUCAUACAGAGUCAUUACCUUUGGAGUAUAAACUGGUGGCUUGUUCGAAAUGGUAUACACUUCCAUUAUUUCGUGUAGUGGAGCGAAAAGUUUGGGAACGACUACAACUUCCACGAGAUUCUGAACAGUUAGUGGAUUUUAAUGAGAAUUUACUUACAUUAGCACGUGUGGCUGCUGAGGGUAAACCGACGCUGGGAUCUGAUCUGCGUCGUUUUGCGGAUGAACUGCCUUCGGUGGCAACACGUCUGGCUGCUGUGUUUCAAGACUAA
This is a messenger RNA of Trypanosoma theileri, 4728 nucleotides long. RefSeq lists its product as uncharacterized. Gene Ontology annotation, biological process: regulation of GTPase activity. The record is from RefSeq and is a predicted model, not a curated record. The transcript has a single exon. NCBI's taxonomy places the organism in Eukaryota, Euglenozoa, Kinetoplastea, Trypanosomatida, Trypanosomatidae. The coding region runs from base 1 to 4728 and encodes 1575 amino acids.